Molecule: messenger RNA, 4068 nt
Organism: Corticium candelabrum
Lineage: Eukaryota; Metazoa; Porifera; Homoscleromorpha; Homosclerophorida; Plakinidae
Exons: 1
Coding region: 29-3823 (1264 amino acids)
Cellular component (GO): cytoplasm
Molecular function (GO): protein serine/threonine kinase activity
Source: RefSeq, a predicted model, not a curated record
ACCCGACGGCUUAUCUUCGAUUAGUCUUAUGUCUGCUGUAACAUCUACUGCUUCUCUACUCGGGGAAGAGUCUGGUGAAAGCUCAGUAGCUCCAGCAACACCUCUUCCUUAUCAGAUGAUUGGACAAGAGAUAAAUGACAUUGUCAAGGCUAUUCGGAGUGAAGUAGAAAAAGUACGAUCGUUAUACGAAGAAUUUAGUCCUCCUCGAUUAUGGUUCUACUCGCGUAUCUUGGCGAGUUCGAAUAAAGUACAACAGCAAGUUCUUGUUGUGUUACGCAAACUCGUAGAUCUUUGGAAAAGGCAGAAGAUACACGAAUGGCCAGAAGAGGACGUUUCUAGAGCACUGCCUUGUAAUCUUGUGACUGAUAUUGCGAAUGCUUGUUUAGCUGUUAUUCAUGUGUUGUCCAUCAUUCCAGAAGAGUUUGGUGUGACUGGUGUCAACGAGUAUUGUUUGCAAUCAGGCUCGGAAAUCAACAAUAGCUGUGUUGGUUCGUUGAGUUAUUUGUGUGUUCUAAGCGAUUCUUUGAAAGAGCGCAUCAGUAAGGUUUCCGACAUUAAAAUUCCUGAUUAUGUUGGUUUGGACGACGAGCCAGAGGAUUACGAGAUUCCGCCAAGCUCAGCACCAUCAUCACGAUCUAAUCGGUCUCUCCACCGCAGCUUGUUUUAUCAACAAUUGGAGUACUCACAGCAGCACAGUGUGGACAGUGGGAGUACAGAGAUGUUUUGCUUGGAUCCUAGUGUCAGUGAGCAACCAGUUAUCGUAUCGGAAUUAGCGCCGUCGUCGUCAGCCAUGCCUGAUAUCCGUUCUGAAACAUUAUCUGAAGAUAUACUUGGAGACAUAGGAAGUGAUAUGUCUUUCAGCUUUGGUGUUGACGCUGUUCCCUUGACGGUUUCAAGCGUAAAAGACGAAAGCAUGAAGCCAGAACGUUUAUCUGGCCGUGAUACAGGGACAGAUCGCUUUUAUCCGGUUGCCGCUCCACGCAGAAAGAUGCCUGCAAAAGAUGGGUUUGCAGAAUCGAAAUCGAGGCGACCUCCGGGACGCAUUAAAACCACUCUAGACCGAGAUCAGAUUCGGAAGAUUGUUCGAGAACAACGAAAACAAUAUGAAGAUGUGCUGCAGUCGGUUAAAAAGUACGAAGUUGGGAAGGUUGCAAGUUACGAAGAACCUAAUCCCUUGGAGCUUCCGUCAGCUCCACUACAACGACUGCCGUAUACGAUGAUUGCACAGCUGACUAAACACAUGCAAUUUAGUUUGCUGCAUUUGCUUCAUCAGAGAUAUAUGACCAGCAUUCACAAGGAAGUGGACGUGCGUCACGAGUUUGAGCUUGUACUAUGCGUGGACAACUCUGGUAGCAUGCAUUCUAAGAUUCAUCAUGCUCUGACUGGUCUCGUCGUUCUAAUGGAAACAUUCCGUAGAAUGGAAUGUAGGUUUGCGGUAGUAAGGUUUGGAGGAAGGAAGUCACAGAAGACUCUGAAAGCAUUUGCUGAAGAAAUGAACUCUGUACGAGGACAGUGGAUUAUAGAACAGUUCGAGUGUGAUGAAAGUACUCUUCCUGCCGAUGCUCUUAAGUACAUUGCAGAAGAACUUUACAAGGGAAAGUCAUCAAAGGCGGACACUCUUCAUCGAAUCAUUUUGAUGAUUACCGACGGGAUCUCACAACAGACUAACCCGAACGAUUAUAGAAUCUACAAACAGUCUUGUCAAGCUGAUCUUAUAGUACUGGCGAUGACACCGUCGAGGCAACAGGCAACUAAUGAGAGAAGGGCGAAGGCAGAAAACCACUACAAACAUUCGUCGAGCUUCCUUGCCGACUUGUUAGGAGGUGAUAACAGUAAGUAUCGUGUUUUGCCCGAAGACGAAGCUCACCUGUUACCGGCUGUUAUCAGCAAUCUAAUCGCUGAAUGCUUUGAAUCUGUCCUGACCGAAAUUCGGACUGCGGGUCGCACGGUCCGGCAAAGAUCUUUCACGGUUGCUGUUGAGGCUCAGACUUGUUGUCCAGGUUCUGCUACGAUUAUUGACAAUUACAUAAAACAGAGCUAUCAAGGGAGUCACGUGUUCGUGAGCCAUCCUCUUGCAACAAUACCUUUACUCGAGGAAGCGAACAAUACGUCAGCUAAAAUAACAAUAUCUCAUGAACCAUUACUGGAAGCUUGUGAUAAACUAGAUGAUCAUUACGAAAGUACAGAAAUGAUGCGCUGUUUGACUGUAUCGGAGGAAUGGUGGUUGGUUGCAACGCGUCAGCUCGAUUCUCUUAUUGCUGAACUGCAGGCUAUAUUUGAUGACGUUAUGUUUAUGCCAAAUAAACCCACGCGAUCGGUACCAGACACACGCGGUUCUCGUCUGUCGCUGCCUGGAAUCGUGCAAUAUCUCUGCACCAACGGCCAAUACACGCGGAUAUUUGAGAAUAUGAUUGGAUCGCCGAAACGACAAUAUCGAGUUUGCCUUCUUGCCGACAAUUCCUCUUCAAUGCAAGGACCACCAGGUUCUGGUGCCGCUCAAGCUUUAGUAGCGUUGUGUGAAGCUCUCAAUCGCUGCUCAAUAGAAAACUUCUGCGUCGUCACGACAGGAGAACGUGUUACUCUAGUAAAGACCGCCCAGCAAGCGUUCGACGGCAGAGCGAUGCACAUGAUCUGCAAUUGUCUUCGUUUUAACGAACAAGCCUCAUAUCUUGCCGACGGACUCGACUACUCGCUCGAACUUUUAUCACAACAAUCAGACAGUGACGGUCCGAUGUUCGUGUUUGUUCUAACCGACGGUUAUCCAUCUCAAGGCAUAAAGUUGUCUCAUUCGCUAAUGAAAGCGGAAGACCUCGGGGCGUUUGUAGUGGCAAUUGGCGUCGGUUUAGAGAGUUCAGGAGUUGGAACGGUCUUUCAACAUUACAUUGUGGCUCAACAACCCAUGAAGAUAGCGAACGGGCUGCAAAAACUUGUCGAGCAGCGAGGAGAUGGCAGUAAACUAGAAGAGGUUCCGUUUGAGACGGUGAAACAAUCAAAGGUUACGGACAGCGUCGGAGGGGAGUAUACAUCAGUUGAUGAUGUGUGGAAGGUUGCCGAUAGAGAACGCAUAUUUGCCGAUCUCGCAAAAGAUGUCGAUGAUAAAAGAUCCGUCAUUCUAAUACAGCAGUCGUCUGGAGGAAGCCCGUUUAGCAUCGACGUGUGCUUUGUGAUGGAUUGCACGGGAUCGAUGGGCUCGUGGAUCCAAGCUGCAAAGGACGGCGUCCAUAAAAUGUCAAAAGAGAUCCAAGAUCAAGUAUCCGUGUCGUAUGGCAGAUCGUGCAAGUUGAGAAUGGCGUUCGUCGCUUACAGAGAUGACUGCGAUGGUAGUAAUCGUUUUGACUCGAUUGGCCUGACAGAAAGCGUCGAGUCAGUGAGAAACAAAGUGUCUGCUCAACAAGCAACAGGUGGUGGAGAUGAAUGUGAAGACAUUCAAGGAGGCUUGGAUGUUGCUUUGAAAUUCGGGUGGACGACCACCGACUCUGAAGCUCGUUUUAUUGUGCUGAUUGCUGACGCUCCCGGUCACGGUAGGUUUUGCCAUGCGGGCGAUCGUGGUGACGGUCAUUACCCUGGUGGGAUACCAGGAUCACCACAAAUGGCCGAUAUCAUGAACCGAAUGGCAAAGCAACGCAUUCACUUUAUGUUCGUCAAGAUCAACAACUCUACCGAUUACAUGAUUCGACAAAUGGAGGGAGUGUACAACCGGAAUGAAGGCGGCAUGGAAUUGAAAAUCGAGACGAAGCCGUUAACGGAUCCUUCUGGUCCCAGUCGUCUAGCCGAGACGGUGUGUGGACAUAUCACGUAUGUCGUUGCUGACCAAUUUAUGUAAUGGGACAGAAACGAUAGUAGCAUAUCUAGUUAGUGUUUUUUAGUGCAUGGUUGUUUGAUGUUUUCACGUUUACAAUCAAUGGGGGUUAAUUGGAUUUUGCUGAACUACGACGUUAGGAUUGUGAAACUGCUCUAGGGAUGUGGGUUGUUUGCUUGGUCAUUUGAUGGCUUGAUGUAUGUGCGCUUAGAUGUGUAUUGCUAAUAUGCCAGUAUUGUAGUAAUUGGAUUUGCAAGACAAAAUCAUCA